AUGUCCAAUCAGUCUCCAUACGACUCGGGGCAGUAUCUAUUCCAAAAAGGAGGUAAACCAUUACCUGAUCCAAACGUCGAUCCCGAAGAAUGGCGUCGAAGUCAUGCUCAACAUCCAGGUCUAUUUGCCAGUUCUAAUUUGACUGAAAGAUCGCCCCCAGCUUAUAAAUAUCCGUAUACUCAUUUCAAUCCAUUUUCGCCAAACACAUUCCCAAGAUAUGGUUGGUAUCCUACCGAAGCGAUGUUUCAAGUCUAUGGUAAUCCUUUUCCCAAUCAAUAUCUACCCAUUGCAAAUCCUCAAAUAGAUAUGAUCCGAGGUAAUUUGGGUUCACCUCAAACCUCAAAUGCGAAACCCGAACCUGAACAGAAAGUCACAUCGACGUUUCAGAAUGCUUGUGAUGGAUUUCCAGUCGUGGAAAGUACACCAAAGCUUUCGAUCUCUUCUCAGCCUGGUCAUCUACCUUUUGGAGAUACUUCAGACUUGCUUUGGACUUCACCUAGAACAGGUAAAACAUACCAAUUGCCUUCAUUACCAAGUAGGUAUCCCGGACCGCAUCAUUACGUAUGUUGGUCUUGUCAGAAUAGGAAGAUGACAUUUGAUGGAUAUUCAUGGUGUGCGAAAUGUAAAGAUAUGACUGGAACUGUCAUGAUGCCCGGAACCUAA
This is a messenger RNA of Kwoniella shivajii, 663 nucleotides long. RefSeq lists its product as uncharacterized. Lineage: Eukaryota; Fungi; Basidiomycota; Tremellomycetes; Tremellales; Cryptococcaceae. Bases 1 to 663 code for a protein of 220 amino acids. The transcript has 2 exons. The record is from RefSeq and is a predicted model, not a curated record.